Molecule: messenger RNA, 3080 nt
Organism: Pimephales promelas (fathead minnow)
Lineage: Eukaryota; Metazoa; Chordata; Actinopteri; Cypriniformes; Leuciscidae
Product: elongation factor 2b
Biological process (GO): translational elongation
Cellular component (GO): ribonucleoprotein complex; cytosol
Molecular function (GO): translation elongation factor activity; ribosome binding; GTP binding
Source: RefSeq, a predicted model, not a curated record
UGAAAAUUGACGUCAUCGGUCUCUUCCUGCCUGUGUCCCAACGUGGUUGGUGCUGUAAAAGAAUUGGGUUCGCUGUUAAACGAAUCCAAAAACAUCAGGCAAAAUGGUGAACUUCACUGUAGACCAGAUCCGUGGCAUCAUGGACAAGAAGUCUAACAUCCGUAACAUGUCUGUGAUUGCGCACGUCGAUCACGGAAAGUCCACUUUGACUGACUCGCUGGUGUCAAAAGCUGGUAUCAUCGCCUCAGCCCGUGCUGGUGAGACCCGAUUCACGGAUACAAGGAAGGAUGAGCAGGAGCGUUGCAUCACCAUCAAAUCCACUGCCAUCUCCUUGUACUAUGAGCUCAGUGACAAUGAUAUGGCCUUCAUUAAGCAAUGCAAAGAUGGUUUAGGCUUCCUCAUUAAUCUGAUUGACUCCCCUGGGCACGUUGACUUCUCUUCAGAGGUUACAGCUGCACUGCGUGUCACAGAUGGAGCAUUGGUGGUGGUAGAUUGUGUGUCUGGUGUGUGCGUGCAAACAGAGACUGUGCUCCGACAAGCCAUUGGCGAGAGGAUAAAGCCAGUAUUGAUGAUGAACAAGAUGGACCGUGCACUUCUGGAGCUGCAGCUGGGCCCUGAAGAGCUUUACCAGACCUUCCAGCGCAUUGUUGAGAAUGUCAACGUGAUCAUCUCCACCUAUGGCGAGGAUGAGCAUGGACCCAUGGGCAGCAUUAUGAUUGAUCCAGUCGUUGGUACUGUUGGCUUUGGAUCUGGACUGCAUGGAUGGGCCUUCACUUUGAAGCAGUUUGCUGAAAUGUACGUGAUGAAGUUUGCUGCCAAGGGUGAAGCUCAGUUGGGGCCAGCUGAGCGUUGCAAGAAGGUGGAGGACAUGAUGAAGAAGCUUUGGGGAGACAGGUAUUUUGACCCUGCUUCUGGGAAGUUCAGCAAGUCUGCCACCUCACCAGAUGGCAAGAAGCUUCCCAGGACUUUUGCUCAACUGAUCCUGGACCCAAUCUUUAAAGUAUUUGAUGCCGUCAUGAACUUCAAGAAGGAGGAAAUUGCUAAGCUAAUUGAGAAGCUUGACAUUAAGCUAGAUGUUGAAGACAAGGAGAAGGAGGGCAAACCCCUGCUAAAGGCUGUGAUGCGUCGCUGGCUGCCGGCAGGAGAGGCUUUACUUCAGAUGAUCACAAUCCACUUGCCCUCACCAGUUACUGCUCAGAAGUACCGCUGUGAGCUGCUCUAUGAAGGACCUGGAGAUGAUGAGGCUGCCAUGGGCAUCAAGAACUGUGACCCCAAAGGACCUCUCAUGAUGUACAUCUCGAAGAUGGUUCCGACCACUGACAAAGGUCGUUUCUAUGCCUUUGGUCGUGUCUUUUCUGGCUCUGUGUCCACUGGCCUGAAGGUUCGCAUAAUGGGGCCAAACUUUACUCCUGGGAAAAAGGAGGAUCUUUACAUCAAACCCAUUCAACGGACCAUUCUGAUGAUGGGCCGCUAUGUCGAGCCUAUUGAGGAUGUGCCCUGUGGUAACAUUGUGGGUCUGGUAGGUGUGGAUCAGUUUUUGGUAAAGACUGGAACAAUCACAACUUUCGAGCAAGCCCACAAUAUGCGUGUGAUGAAGUUCAGUGUCAGUCCUGUGGUGAGAGUGGCUGUAGAGGCCAAGAACCCUGCUGACCUCCCGAAACUGGUGGAAGGGUUGAAGCGUCUGGCCAAGUCAGAUCCCAUGGUGCAGUGCAUCAUUGAGGAGUCUGGUGAGCAUAUCAUUGCUGGAGCUGGUGAGCUUCAUUUGGAGAUUUGUCUGAAAGACCUUGAAGAGGACCAUGCCUGCAUUCCCCUCAAGAAAUCAGAUCCAGUUGUCUCUUACAGAGAGACUGUCAGUGAUGAGUCCAAACAAAUGUGCCUUUCUAAGUCCCCAAAUAAGCACAAUCGUCUCUUCAUGAAAGCCCGUCCUCUGUCCGAGGGUCUUCCUGAAGAUAUUGAUAAGGGCGAGGUCACUGCCAGGCAGGAGAUGAAGGCCCGUGCCCGUUACCUUGCUGAUAAGUACGAGUGGGAAGUCACAGAAGCUCGUAAGAUCUGGUGCUUUGGCCCUGAUGGAACUGGGCCCAACCUCUUGGUGGAUGUGACCAAGGGAGUCCAAUACUUGAAUGAGAUCAAGGAUAGUGUGGUGGCGGGAUUUCAAUGGGCCACUAAAGAGGGAGUCUUGUGCGAGGAGAACAUGCGUGGGGUUCGUUUUGAUGUUCAUGACGUGACCCUGCACACUGACGCAAUACACCGUGGUGGUGGCCAGAUCAUUCCCACAGCUCGCAGAGUGCUUUAUGCCUGUCAACUCACAGCUGAGCCCAGGCUUCUUGAGCCAGUGUACCUGGUGGAGAUUCAGUGCCCAGAGUCAGUUGUUGGUGGAAUCUAUGGUGUACUGAACAGGAAGCGUGGGCUUGUUUUUGAGGAGUCCCAGGUUAUGGGAACACCUAUGUUUGUGGUUAAAGCCUACCUGCCUGUCAACGAGUCAUUUGGUUUCACAGCUGACCUUCGCUCCAACACAUCUGGCCAGGCUUUCCCACAGUGCGUGUUUGACCAUUGGCAGAUCCUGCCUGGAGACCCCAUGGAAGCUAACACUAAGCCUGCCCAGGUUGUGGCUGACACACGAAAACGCAAAGGGCUCAAAGAAGGCAUUCCAGCUUUAGACAACUACUUGGACAAAUUGUAGAUUUACAUUCCUAUUUUUCCCUCAUAAAGAGGAUCAGACAAGAACACUAGGAGAUUGUUUACAUGAAUUAAAACAUUAAAAUGACCAUUGUUUUUAAGAUGCACUAUGCAUGCGUCUUUAUUAUGGACCAGCAGGCUAAUGGUGGCUUUUCUCAGUUCCUAGUGGAAUUUCAAGUUGAUGUUUUGUGCUAAAACUCAAUGUAAUGAAUUGGAAAAUGUAUGUUUAUACUAUAUAUUUUACAAUUUAUGUACUGUGUACAUGACCUGUAUACUAACAUGGAUAUUCUCUACUUGCUGUAAUAAAAAAAAAAUUAGCAAUCUACCUACAAGUUAAUGUAUUUCUGGAAAUUUGGAAGCCUUUGACUCAAAAGAAUGAAAUAUAAAGCAUAUUUGAUAAGCAA